Mauremys mutica (yellowpond turtle) is the source of this 1416-nucleotide messenger RNA. RefSeq names its product olfactory receptor 51E2-like. Gene Ontology annotation, cellular component: membrane. The record is from RefSeq and is a predicted model, not a curated record. The transcript has a single exon. Gene Ontology annotation, molecular function: olfactory receptor activity; G protein-coupled receptor activity. Lineage: Eukaryota; Metazoa; Chordata; Testudines; Geoemydidae. Gene Ontology annotation, biological process: G protein-coupled receptor signaling pathway. Bases 111 to 1058 code for a protein of 315 amino acids.
GUACUGCAACCAUCACCCUAGACCCUGGGUGCAUACAGGAAGUCAGGAGAACAUACGGUACGAGCAGGAGACACUGUUCUACCUUAGAGUUGGACACCUUCUCCCUCUCCAUGUCAGAUUCCAACACAACCGACUUCACCAACCCCUCCAUCUUCAUCCUGCUGGGUGUUCCUGGCCUGGAGGUGGCACAUGUCUGGAUCUCCAUCCCCUUCUGCACCAUGUACGCCAUAGCCAUCCUGGGGAACUGCAUCAUCCUGUUCAUUGUGAAGACAGAGCCGAGCCUCCAUGGGCCCAUGUACUAUUUCCUCUGCAUGCUGGCCAUCACCGACCUGGUCCUGUCUACGUCCAUCCUGCCCAAAAUGCUGAGCAUCUUCUGGUUCAAUUCCAGGGAGAUCGAUUUCAGUGCCUGCCUCACCCAGAUGUACUUCAUUCACUGCAUCUUAGGGAUGGAGUCUGGGAUCCUCGUAGCCAUGGCUUUGGAUCGCUACGUGGCAAUAUGCCAUCCCCUGAGAUAUUCCACCAUCCUGACAAACCCCGUUGUGGCCAAGAUUGUCCUGGCCGUAGUGCUGCGUGGCGGCACGGUUGUACUGCCCUUUCCCAUCCUGGCUAGCCAGUGGCCAUAUUGCACAACCAACAUCAUCCCCAAGCCAUACUGCAUGCAUAUGGCCAUGGUGAAGCUGGCCUGCGCCGACACCCGCUUCAGUAGUUACUACGGCCUCUUUGCGCAAUUCUGUGUGAAUGGUCUGGAUAUGUUUUUUAUCGCCCUGUCCUAUAUCCAGAUCCUCAGGGCCAUCUUCAGCCUCCCCACAAAGGAUGCCCAAGUCAAGACUUUUGGGACCUGCAUCUCCCACCUCUUUGUUAUUUUAGCCUUUUACAUCCCUGGUGUCUUCUUCUCCCUCAUGUACCGGUUUAGCCAGAAUGUGCCUGGGCAUUUCUAUGCUUUCAUUGGCAAUGUAUAUAUUUUGAUUCCCCCUGUGCUAAACCCCAUCAUCUAUGGAGUUAGGACCAAACAGAUCCAGGACAGGCUGCUCCGGCUUUUUAUACAUAAAGGGGCCUAAAGUUUUCUCAAGGUGCUCUUACUCUGAGACUGAGCUCCAUGCAGAGUUCGCUGGUGACAUGGUGCUGAGCCCUCUUCCCUGAAUCACUGACUGGAAAGUCAAAGUGACAUUGAUUGAAUUAAAUCCUUUCCUGGCCUUACUGUGCUGUGUCAGAGGGAGCUCACUACCUUACAGGAUUUCAAUGUUUGUAAUUGCUGGUAACUGGACUCCAGGGGCCACCUGCCCUCCCCCGCCAUUCCCCAAGGUCCUGCCCCCUGCCCUGCCUCUUUCCACAAGGCCCGUCCCCCAGUCCCAGAUAACACCAGGGGAAUGUCACAAUUACCCAGGCCACCCCUCCUUUGAUGUGGAGAGCACACAU